ACCAACAGAUCCGUACGACCAACCUAUUCAGAACAAUCUCAAACCCACCCCCAAGCGCAAUCCCAUUCACCGCCACAAGAACAGGCUUCUUUCCAAAGCGUCUAGCCAAUCCAGCAGAUGCGCUCGGAGGGUUGACGCUCUCCCACGGCCGAUCUUUAUUUUUCUGUGCAGCCUCGAUUUCAAUGAGAUCUGAUCCGGCGCAGAAAGCCUUCGUUCCUUCGCCGGUGAUGAUGGCUACUCGUAGACUUGGCUCGUCGUCAAACCACUUCCAUACGGCGUCGAGUUGCCAAUUCAGCUUUUGGUUUGUCGUGUUCAUUUUCUUUGCUCGCGUGAUGGUGACUAGUAGGACGUGUUGGGCGGGAUAUGAGAUUGCAGCCUCGUCGCACGAGGGCGGGUUGAGAUCCUGAUGGAAUUGAUCCCCCAUUGUUACAAGGCUGAACUGACUUGGUUCGAUAUCCAGUAUUCCGUUGGUCAAUCGCUGUCGUUCAUGGAAUGGCGUACAUCUGGUGCAUCGAUGUACAAAGAGGGGAAAGCCAACCAACACCCGACAUCGGCUCGCCACAUCAACACGUGCAUGACAACGCGCGCCCCUCCUUCCCCGACAUAUACGCCACGCGUCUCCCACCUCCCACCCCCAACAACCCUCACUAGGUCAUCCACAAUGGCAAGCCCUAGCACAGCAACACCAUCGCACCGCAAUAAACGCGUGAGCGAAAUGACGCCCGAAGAGCGCCUAGCCAGCCUAACCGCCUGGGCCGAAGAGCAGAAAUACGUGCAGCCGGGCGAAGGCGGGACGUUCGCGGUCGGCCCCUGGGGUAUUCGAACCAUCUGCGCCACGCCAUCUUACUCCGGUCCAGUCAAAUAUGUGCCAGGGUACACUGCGCCUCUUGCGCCUCCUGCGUAUGAGACGCCGCCUUCUUACGAGAGCGCUGUGCGGAGCGCGUCGGAGGGGUCUUGUUCAAAGAAGCCUGGGCGGGUGAAGCAGUGGAUGGAGAGGCGGAGGCAGAAGUAGGGCAUAGACGUGCUCGACGACGACGACGAAUCACGAAGACAUGAUGCAAGGAGGAUCAACGCAAAGGGCUUGCAAUUCU
Neohortaea acidophila is the source of this 1091-nucleotide messenger RNA. RefSeq lists its product as uncharacterized. The record is from RefSeq and is a predicted model, not a curated record. Bases 407 to 1012 code for a protein of 201 amino acids. Lineage: Eukaryota; Fungi; Ascomycota; Dothideomycetes; Mycosphaerellales; Teratosphaeriaceae. The transcript has 2 exons.